Messenger RNA from Oldenlandia corymbosa var. corymbosa, 3769 nucleotides. NCBI's taxonomy places the organism in Eukaryota, Viridiplantae, Streptophyta, Magnoliopsida, Gentianales, Rubiaceae. The record is from the annotation of a GenBank genome assembly.
UUGUUCUGAGUUGAGUGGAUCGUUUAUUAGUCGUUCUUUUUGUUCUUCUUAUUUUUGUGGGAGAAUAAAUUUUUGAGCUUUAGUGGUAGUACUAGUAAUUAUUAUGUUAAUGGUAAGUGGGUUUUGCUAAAGAUUCAGAUUCCGAUCCGGAACCCAUUUUCUGUUUCAUCCAUGGCACUGGUUUUUAGUGAGUGAUUGGAGGGCUGUAAAAAAUGUAUUUUUUUUAAAAAAAAAUCAAAACUUGGUUACUCCUCAAGCUUAAUUUUUACUCAAUUUUUUGGUUUCUUUUUUCCCCACUUUGUGUUUGUGGGGGUAUUUGGGGAUGGGGGAUGUUGUUGACAUCAGGUGUGUUGAGAAACUGAGCUGUUUGGUUACGUCAGAAAGAUGUGAAUGUGAUGGGUACACUUUGUUAAAUGCGGCUGCGCUGGAGCCAUGGAUGCAGUAGUUCCAUUUGUAGUAUUGAUUUGAUGUAAGGUUCUGCAUCAAACACGUUUGGGUUGAAAAUGUAUUUUUAAUUUUUUUCUUUUUUCCUUUUGGGAAUCUAGGGAGCUAGCUGCUUAUAGAGAAUACUUGGUUUUAAUAUGUGGAUGUUUGGUUCUUUUCAUCACAUUUUACUUUGUUGGGUUAAUGGCUAUGUUGUUUUUAUCAUCUGUCAUGUUGAGAAUAUUGAGUUUAAAAUGUGUAAAUUUAAGUGCUACUGUGGGUGCCCGAGGGCCGUAGGAUUCUGAUGCUCCCACAUAGGUGUAGUAUGAUUGUUUGCUCAUGGAAUUAUUCUCGAAGUUUUCUAAAAAACUUUAUUCUUUUUUUAUGGGUUCUCUUCUCAAGUUUCGCUGUGGUUUUUUCACGUAUUGGAUUCAUGCUUUCCAACUUUCAAAACCUUUUGCUUUUUCUCCCAUCAUGUUGCUCCAAGGAGGCAAAUGAUGUUUUCACUAUAUAUAGUCAUGUUCGAAAUUGUUCCUAUUAAUGAGAGAACAACUUUUAGUACUUCUUUGAUAUGAAACUCUUUAGCACCGUUGUUAUAGACUAGUAGGUGUUUAUUAAAUUCAAAACAGCGGUUAUUGAAGUCGCUACGUUUGUCAGAAAUAUGAAAGAAUUUUUGAAGGAAAUCAGCUUAGAAAAUCCGAAGUUAAAUGCCAGAGUCUGGUAGCUGAGUAGAGAAUUUUGUGAUUAGCUUGGUAAAGCUUUCUUUUGUGUUUUUUCAGGCUGAGCCUUCUCCAACUACAGGAACCUUUUUGUUGCCCCAACUGAUGCAAGGCUCUAAUGAGGCUCCAGGAUUCUUACUGACUGCAAAUCAACAUAAUAACCAUAGGAUUAGUGAAUCAAGUUCCAGCAACUUUGAGUUUCAGUUCCACCCUGGUUCUAGUGCUGCGUCAGCACCAAAACUAACAGGAAUUGGGGUAAUCUUUUGUCCCUUCAACUCUAUAAAUGUUUUUAUUUAUCUAUCAACAAGGGGUUUUAAAUGAUUUUCUUUUGUUUUCUUUCAUUGCGUAUGUACCAUGUAGUUGAACGCUGAUCUUCUAAAGAUUAGGCAUUCUUGUUCAUCUACGUCCUAUUCUGGGAAUUUACCAAUGAGAAUAAAUAAAAAGUUGAUUUAGACAACUCCUGUGGCUAUGGCCUUAAUGUAUUUUAGAAUGUCUUUUCCCAUUUUUGAGGCAUCUCAUGAAUCCUGGUGUGGAAUUGAAAGAGAAGUUUCAGUUUAUGUUAAAGUUCUAAUUGUAAUUGCAUGGGAUUUAUAGUGGACUGGUUUGCUACUCAGUCUUUCAAUGUGAUAAUAUCUCCUGACUUUAAAAAAGUCGUCAAGUUUAUGACAUCAAAUUAUCAAUGAAUGGAUCAUUUAACUUUAAGAGAAGUGAAUUACUUUGCUUCGCCAGAGUACUGGAAUUCUGACAUUUUAUGAAAAUAUUCUGUAAGGUUUCAUCUGGUUUAAACCAUCAUAGACAAGUUUUGGAUUCAUUCCGUCCUCAGUCAUUGGCAUCUUUGGUUAAAUCGGAGGUAAUGAUGCCACAAGACUUGAGCUUUUCCACAACUGCCCCGACACAGCCAUCGUCAGUGAGCACUACUGCUACUGCUGAUUCAGAUGCAUUAAGUCAGAAAAGCCAUCCUACUGCCAAUAAUCAGGUGUCAAGUUCUGAUCACAAAGAUGCAACAUCUUCCACGGUGAGCGACAGAUCAUCCGAAGAUGGAUAUAACUGGCGAAAAUAUGGGCAAAAACUUGUUAAAGGAAGUGAAUUUCCUCGAAGCUAUUAUAAAUGUACAUAUCCUAACUGUGAGGUAAAAAAGAUAUUUGAACGUGCACCAGAUGGGCAAAUAACAGAGAUUGUCUAUAAGGGUUCACAUGAUCAUCCUAAGCCCCAACCAAGCCGUCGGUUUGCUCCUGGUACUCUUGUUUCCAUCCAAGAAGAGAAAUUUGACAAAGAUUUGGCUAUAACUGGUCAAGAAGACAAGCCGAAUAUCCAUUUCCAGCAUGGUAGUGCAGAGCCAAAUGGCACUCCGGUCCCUUCUCCUCAACAAGAAAAUGAUGAUGGUUUGGAUGGCACAAUGUCGCAGUUGCAGUGUGUUAAUGAUGAUAUUGAGGAAGAGGAUCCUUUUUCAAAGAGAAGGAGAUUAGAUGGUACACUAGAGGUUACACCUGUGGUUAAGCCUAUCCGUGAGCCGCGGGUGGUUGUCCAAACAGUAAGUGAAGUGGAUAUACUGGAUGAUGGAUAUCGAUGGCGUAAAUACGGGCAGAAAGUGGUUCGAGGAAAUCCUAAUCCCAGGAGUUACUACAAGUGCACACAAGCAGGCUGUCCAGUAAGAAAACAUGUUGAAAGAGCAUCCCAUGAUCCAAAAGCCGUUAUUACCACAUAUGAAGGAAAACAUAAUCAUGACGUGCCAACUGCAAGGACAAGUAGCCAUGACAUGGCAGGACCAGCAACAACAAUGAGUGGAAUGUCGCGAAUGAGACCAGAAGAGAACAACCCAAUAAGCCUUGACCUCGGGGUAGGUAGGAGCUAUGGUUCUGAGCACCAUGGAUCCGACAGUCAGCUACAAAUGCUGAAUUCUGAACAUGCUCAAAGCCGUAUCCACCAUAACCCUUCCACUCGGAUGGUUGCUCAAUCGCCAGCAUUACCCGCAUGUUACGGCGUUGUAAAUGGCAGUAUAAACUUAUACGGAUCAAGGGAAAAUUUGGUUGAUAAUAAUGGCUUUGAGAAUGCAGGUUUACAGGCUCCAAACCAACAUCCACAAAAUAUUGGGAGAAUACUUUUGGGACCAUGAAAUGUUUCUGACAACAAAUAACAGAAACAAAUAAUCCCUCCAUCUGUGUUUUCUGAUGGUUGGUGGGGGUGAAUGAUGAAAAGGCUUUAGGGCUGUGUCUGAUACAUUGAGUUGUGAGUGCUUCUGCAGUCUUAUUUUUAAAAAAAGCUGCUCAUGUUGUAAGAUAAUGGUCACUCUGUAAAAAUAGGAUACAGAAAGCUUUUUAACUUGAUGAUGAUGAUGAAGUUGAAAAGUUCCCGAUUGUAAAAGUGCUCAGUUCUUUAGGUAUCUUUACAGCAAAUUACCUGUCUCCCUGCUACGUUAGUAAUUUUUUUUUUUUUUUUUAUUUUUAUAAUUGUAAAAGUUCUCAAGUUAUAUAAGUUUCCAAUCUGCUCAAUUUAGGAAUUCAUAUUUCUCUCUGCUCCAUCGAUAUUUGUAGUUGAAGUUUCCGAUAACCAGACAAAGAUCGGACAAAGAUCUUUAUUGUCAGGCUAGACUUGCAGAAAGAUAUGAGAAAUCUCUGAAAAUACAAAGG